GAAGCUAGAGCUGGCUGUGAGCAUGGCUCCUGGGCUCUGGCGGGGGUGGGCAGGGACUCUAAUGGGUGGUGUCUUACAGUUGCCCAGCCACAGAGACUUCAAUGGCUGCGGGUGCUGGUCCCGGGCCCCCGUGGGGAGGCGAGGGGCAGGAGAGACUCAAGCAGCUGGCAUCAGCAAGUGAAUACCCGUGGGGUAGAAGCUGCGGAGACGUGCAGGGGGUCCGUGGCAGCUGUGCUGACCCUCGGCUUCAUCAGUGGCAAAAUCUGCUGAGUUUUUCUGCACAGCAGGUCUCUAUGAACACUGAUUGCUGCUGCUACAUGUUUGCUAAUAACAGCCUCUGCUUUUCUUCCUUAUUCUUAGCUGGCUCAACACAUCUGCCCUUUGCAGGUCUGGGUGGGGUGAAACUGAAGCGGAACCUUCGUGCAGUGUCCCAAGAGGCUGGGGAAACUGGUCAGUCAGCCCGCUCUUUUCGGGUGAGAGGAACUCUUUCUAGCUGGGAAGUUCCCUCUUGGUGUUAAACAACGCUGGCCGGGGAAAUGGGAUGAUGUAGGCAAAAAGAAUCUGUUUUCCUUCUCUUUUUGUGUGACUACUCUCAGUGUUUGUUCCACUGUGUUUCUAAAUUGUCCCGCAUGGACUCUCGAGCCCUCCCAGAGCUGUUUUGGUUCAGGUAUCCAUGUGUCUAAUUAUCAAUCUUUGUGGGGAGGGAGACUGGGCAGCUGGGUUCUCCUAGGUCACCGUUUGUUCCAUGUAACCUAAUUUUUACUUUAAAUUAAGAUCGCACCUAUCAAGCAAUGAAAUUAUUUUGCUUGGAGAAAAGAAGUUUCAAUAACAUUUAUGAAAUUUACUUUUUGAUAUGUAUUUUAUCAUGUAUUUCUAUCUGGCAGAGAAUGGCCAGUUAUUGUCCGUAUCAUGUGGCGUGUGCGUGCGGGUAUUAUGAAAUAAAAUUGCAUGAGGAAGAGGCUAAGUUAUAAAAGGACAGAAUUUCACAGCUGUGUGUGUUGUUGGGUAAAAAACAAAUUGCUGAUGAAGGCUAGGAUGUCGGGCCCCUAGAGAUUUCUAAAAAUUCGACGAAAGAGCAACCAGCUGGCCUGAGAUUCUCUUAAAACUGUCGUCUUUAUCAUCAUGAUGAGGAAUGAGGUGGUGUCAGCAAUUGGAUAUUGCAGUUAAUCCUAAUUCUUGCUAACAGAGUAUCAGUUUUCAAGAAAUUGGGAUACCAUAGUUUAAGAAGAAACUAAAUUUUGAUGUAUACUGCGUUGUGGUAAAAGGAAGUACUAAGAAAGACUGGACAGGAAAAGCAGUCACUGUGAGUUUAUUUUCACAUCUUACUCUGAGAACUAAAUGAUCCCGGAGACUGUGCCUCUCUGACUUUUGCAAGCAGCCCAAAGGAUUCUAUCCUGAAAUGUAUCCUUCAGAGAAGACUACUGCAAAUACAGUAAACCUGAUUUAUAUUUUAAAAAAUCGGGCUCGAAAGUUCUUCAUAAAUUUUAGAAUUGUAUUAACAGAUUAAGUAAUCACUGUUUACCAUUAUGUUAGAUCACUCGAUUGCUAAACAUUGCUUCCUCUUUUCAGUCAUGCAUUUCCCAAUUAAGUAACAAUAAAUUCUCUAAGCUCCCACUCACAUGGAAACAGCUAAACAUCACUCUUUCGGGUCAAAUGGGGGAAAAAUCUGGGCAUAAGAAAUGAGUCACCUUUGUCCUUCCUGAGGGAUUUUAGAGCAAAUUUCAGAGCUCCUUGCCUUGGUUGAUAAGAAAAAACCCCACCAUGCUAUCUAAACAGCUCCCGAGGUUAAUUACUGCACCUGGCAUGCAGGGCGCACCAUUCACAUGGUGGCUGUUCCAGAUCCAGCUACUGAAGGUCCGCAGAGCCCUCUGACCGUAUCCUAUUUCCCAACUGGAGGUGCAUCGCCCACAACUAAAACAUUAGACUCAGAUAUCCGUGUUGUCAACUUCGCGCUGCCUCUAUCACCUGGUGUUUUAUUCUGCUAGGGCAGAGGUGCCUGGGCCUUUACUGAGAUCAAAGGCAACAGCAAGUUUGGCUACGUCCAACGCACAGUGGAUGUGGGCUGUACAACACCCUUUAAGAAUAGGAGUUUUUGCACUUUUCUCUUUUGUAGCGAAUGUUCAGCAGACUUUACUUUCCAUUUGGUGCAUAUAAAAAUGCAUUUUGAGACAUCUUCUUUAAGGUAUUACAUACCAGAAGGUAUGGAGAUGGGAACAGGGAAAAAAAUCAAACAUAAGUAUGGUAUCAGCAUUAACUACAGGGAGUGACACAAAGUAGGGAAUAUUAAAAUAAAAUGGAGCGGUUAUUUUUCCUUGCUUUUAAAAAAGUAAAUAAUGCUUAAACUGAUUUCAGUUUGGCCCCAGUUUUCUACUUCCGUCUGUAUCCAUGUCCUCUGUAAUGUGACUUUGCAGUUCCUUCCAUCAGGAGGAGCAGACUGUUUGCUCACCCCUUGAAGCUGGCCUAUUCUUGUGACUCGCACUGACCAGUGGGAUGCAGCAGAAUUGAUAUACCCAGGCUGGGGCAGGCUCCAGCUCUCUGCUUCCACUCUGUGCAGAGGACUUUAUAUGCUUCAUCUCCUUUAAUCCUCAUAGUUAUUAUUCCUGCUUCUCAGAGGAGAGAUCUGAGGCAUAGAGGUAAUAAGCAAUUUUCCCAGUGUUACACAUCUAGGAAACAAAGGAAUGAGGAUUUGAGUCUGGAUGGUGUGUUUCCCACAAAACUGAAGUACGACCCUAUAUCUUCAUAGAACAGUGAUGAUCAAGGUGAAUGGACAGAGAUACUGAAAUUCACUGGGAUGCAAGGUAGGAGUUUACCUCAAAAGAUUAUCUUGCAAGAGAAUUCCACUUUCAAACCUAGAAUUUUAAUUAGUGACAGUAUAUAAAGUCAAAAUUAGGUUAUGACAUUAAAUAGUUAAUAACUGAGAAUAAUGUACAUCUAUUUCAGUAAGUCCAUUUACUUCAACAAAUUAAAGCAUAAUCAUUAAAUUAAGUACAGUAUGGUUUCCAGAACUAGGGCCACUGUGAGUCCUGGAGUGCUUGAGAUUCUCUAGGAAGACUGGCCAUGAGGGUGUCACGGCCAUGGAGGGGGAGCUGAGGUAGAUGGUCAAGCUGAAGCAGCAUUCUAGGUGGGAAAAAACCACUCUGAAUGGAGAGAGCUGGAUUCUUCUUAUUAGACUUGCUCCAAGAGCUGAACAGGGUGUGCUGGGGAGGAGCCUUUUGAAUGUAACUCUUCAUGGUGUGUCCCUUUGUCUCCUGAUGCAAGAUGAGAGUUCCAUUGUCCAUCUCUAGUGGAGCUCCAAGAGACUAGGAACUGAGAACGAAACACAGAGGACCAUCAUCUUUUGAGGUCAAGUAUGAGAAUUGUCUCCAACUCUCAGGAAAGGAGGACCAUCUUCCAACCCAGCAAGCACUGGACGCGGUAGAAAUGUCCAUUGAUGUCAGGGAGACCGUGAGUCAGGCAACAAUUGUAGCCACAGCUGCAAAAGAAAUGUCACCCCCCCAUUCAUGUGUGACAUGGUUGAUCACACUUUCCUCCUUACAAAACUUUGUUUCCUUGACUUUUCAGGAGCCUGCAUUCUUGUAGUGUUUUUCUUACUUCGAUGCCUAUCUCAUAGUCUUUCCCGUUGCAGUAAACGGAAAACUUUUGCUUUGUCCAAAACCAUAACCUACCCCUAGUCCUCUUUCUUCAAAGUGCCACAGGCAAUUUAUUAUCAAAUCCUGACAACCCUACCUUUAAAACGUUUCCAGAGUCUGACCACUUCUCAUCCCCUCCGCUGCUACCACCUUCCUCUGAGCCACCGUCUCUCACCAGACCUAUGGCAAUGGCCUCCUCACUGGGCUCGUUGGUUCUGUCUUUGUCCACUCACAGUGUCCUCUCAGCGCAGCAGCCACAGAGACCACAUCACAUCAGGGCUGUAUCAUCUCACGCAGAAAUGGUCCUGUUUGAUCGAGUCCUCUAUUAUCUAUUUGGUCUUAUUUCCCAUUGCUCUCUCCCUUUCUCACUCAGCUCCAACCACACUGGCCAUUUUGCUGUCCCGCAAACAUACCGAGAUUGGUUUCACUUCAAGAUCUUUACACUUGUGUUUCCCUCUGCCUGGAAUGCAUCUUGUCUCACAAAUCUUUAUGACUCACCCACUCACCUACAGAUCUCAGCUCAAAUAUUCCCUCUAGUAGAGAGGUCUGCUCUGACCACCCCAUCAAAAAUAGCAGCCCUGCCACCGUCCCCCCCUUGAAUCCCUCCCUAUCCCUUUCCCCUGUGUGAGGUAAGCUUAUGCACUCCUUGCAUGCUGGCCUAAACUCCGGUAGUUUGUAGCAAAACAAGCCUACUUCCCUUGGGGUCCUGCUGGCCGCUGGCCUUGAGAAAUAGAGGACCAGACUUUCUGGAAGAUAAGACCUGACUGCCCUCAAAAACAGCUGUCGCUGACCAUGGUAUCCUCAAUAAGAGAUACCUGGGAGCCUCGAUCACUGGCGGAGUGGAAGAAUCUGGAAGCCUCGCAAAGACAAAUGAUUAACUGCUGAGCACCAGCUUCUCCUGCGCGCAGCACCGUCCCCAUUUCCCGCGCCUUCCCCUUUAAACAAACGCCUCCUGCUGUUCCGGACAAGCUCUCGGGGCAUCAGUCCGCCAUCUUUCUAGGCUGCCCCCUUCCUGAGUAAAGCAACCUUUCCUUUCCGAGCAUCACUCUUCUCUCCAGUGUUGACUUUCGGGCGGCGAGCCGCAGAAUCUGCGUGUGGAACCAGUCUUCUGAGGCCAGAGAGGCGACCUGGCUCGUGAACGGUGGAGUGAGCUCUCAAACCUGGGCGGUUGUACUGUGGAGCCGACAAUCCUUCAGGACCCAGCACUUAGCAGCCUCGAAGGACACCCGACUACCAUCAGCACUUCCUCAGAGACGUUAUAAAAUCGCUCUGCCGUCAAACAGCUGAGUGACUCUGGGCUGUUCAGGGGAGGCCUUAAGAACUGUGGAUAUUGAUUCACCUGGAAGAUUCAGCCACUGCCACUCAGAGCUGCUUCUGGAAUACCAUGUCUAAGAACUCGGAGUUUAUCAAUCUGUCGUUUUUGUUAGAUCACGAGAAGGAAAUGAUCCUGGGAGUCUUAAAGAGAGAUGAAUAUUUGAAAAAAGUGGAGGACAAGAGAAUAAGGAAGCUGAAAAAUGAACUCUUAGAAGCAAAGCGUAGAAGUGGGAAGACUCAGCAACAAACCAGCAGAGUCUGUGCUCACUGCCAGAGAAACCUGGGUUUACUGUUCGACCGAGGAGACCCGUGCCGGGUCUGCUCCCUGCGAGUGUGCAGCGAGUGUCGUGUCUCAGGCCUCGAUGGCAGCUGGAAGUGCACCAUCUGUGCCAAAGUCGCACAGCUAAGGAUCGUAACUGGUGAAUGGUUUUUUGAAGAAAAGGCAAAGCGUUUCAAGCAAGUCAAUGUUCUGGGCACCGAUGUAGUCCGACAGUCCAUCUUGAGAAGAAGUCCAGGAACUGAAGAAAUACAAAGUCAAGAGCAACCCCACCAGGACCCAGGAAAGGCAGACACUUCACCUUCUGCCAGGCAAAAGGCCAGUCAUGAUGGACCCAGGAGAAAGGGAUUUCUUCUGGCCAAGUUCAGGUCAGCAACCAGAGGAGAAAUCAUAACUCCAAAAAUGGAAAGUGGGCGGAGCUACAGCUUGGACUUAGACAGCCAAAACUUUCGGAGUUUAAAGUCAGUCCCUGGUUCGGACAGGGGAAGCACUGGUUCAUCAGAUCUUAAUGACCAGGAAGCAGGCCCUGCAACCCCGAAGAGCAGCCGGAGCAGUGGUGUGACCCCCGUCACUCAGAGGUCACCGGCCCCAAGCACACACAGUGUGACUUCAGUCAGCAUUAGAGAACAUGGUCUUGAAAAUUCCAUGGACUUGGCUGCCAUCGAAAGCACGUAUGAGGACCUCACAAAGAGUCAUCGCAGAAACGUUUCUGGUACACCUUCCAUAGCGGUGUCUGAGAUCUCCCUCUCCUCAGACCGAAGUCGAUCUGAGUUAGAUCUGAGUGGGUCAUUUCCAGAUGACUUAGAGAAUACUGUAAACAUAAGAAGCAAGUCUGUCCCUGGGGCUUUAGACAAAGACUUGGACUCCUUGGAAGAGACUGAGGAAAGUGUUCAUGAUUUAGUGUCCUCCCGGUUUUCUGCCAACACCCACAGUCUAGCAAGUGGCCUGUCAACCAAAUCUCAAGCAGUCUCUGACAGGAAGUGGACCUACCUAAAUGUCCCUGAUGCCGACUCAGACACUACCAGCCUUAACAGCAUGAUGAGUGUUUACAGUGAAACAGGAGACUAUGGCAACGUGAAGGUCAGUGGUGAAAUCCUUCUCCACAUCAGCUACUGCUACAAAACUGGCGGGCUCUACAUUUUUGUCAAGAAUUGCAGAAAUCUGGCCAUAGGAGAUGAAAAGAGACAGAGGACAGAUGCUUACGUCAAGUCAUACCUUCUUCCUGACAAGUCCAGAAGCAAUAAGCGCAAGACCAAGAUCAGAACGGGCACCAACCCAGAAUUCAAUGAGACACUAAAGUACACCAUCAGCCACACCCAGCUGGAAACAAGAACUCUGCAGCUCUCAGUCUGGCAUCAUGAUCGAUUUGGACGUAACAGCUUCCUUGGGGAGGUGGAGAUUCCUUUUGACUCAUGGAACUUUGAAAAUCCAAGUGAUGAGUGGUUUGUGCUUCAGCCCAAGGUGGAAUUCGCUGCAGACAUAGGCCUUCACUACAAAGGAGAGCUAACAGUUGUUUUACGUUACAUCCCCCCAGAGGAGAACCAGAUGCUUCCUCUAGAACAAGUUCAAGGAAAGAAGACCUUCAAAAGGGGAAAGAAGAAGGAGUCACCUGUAAUCUCUGGAGGAAUACUGGAAGUAUUCAUCAAAGAGGCAAAGAAUUUGACAGCAGUGAAGUCAGGAGGCACUUCUGAUAGCUUUGUGAAGGGCUACCUGCUCCCGGAUGAUAACAAAGCUACCAAGCACAAAACUCUGGUGAUAAAGAAGAGUGUUAACCCUCAGUGGAAUCAUACUUUCAUGUUCAGUGGCCUCAACCCCCAGGACAUAAAGAAUGUUUGCCUAGAACUUACCGUCUGGGACAAGGAGGCCUUCUCAAGCAACAUCUUUCUGGGAGGAGUUCGUUUGAAUUCUGGAACCGGUGUGAGCCAUGGGAAGAAUGUGGAUUGGAUGGACUCUCAGGGGGAGGAGCUACGUCUAUGGCAGAAGAUGGCGGACAAUCCUGGGACUCCCGUUGAGGGUGUACUCAUGCUCCGGGCCAGCAUGGGGAAGUGUAGGCUCUGAAGGUACCAGUCUCCAAAGUGAUGCCUCCAGGCACUGUCUGGCUGCCGUUUCAUCCCAGUAUCGGUCUUGGGACCUGGGAUUCUGCUUCCCUGCCAUUUCUCCCCUGAGGGUAUUGGGACACAUGGGGAGAGAUGUCAGCGUUAUGAACAUUUAGGGCUCUGCUGAGUGUCUAAAAGAGCAUGUACCUCUCUGUGUGCAGGGCCAGGGCCUUUUUGAUUUGCUGAUAGAACGCGUGGCACACUGUCCUGUCAACAGGCAAACUGUGCAAUGAUUCAUAGGCUUUAUACCAUAAGGGAAAUGGUACAAGCUUCUUUGAAACUACAGUUGAAAUUUGGACUCCCUAAACUUUUUCUGUUAAUGAGUUCUUUUGCAUUUCCUAAAAUGGUUUGAGGGAUAAAGGGGCCACUCAUAAUGCAGAUCACUUGAAGAGUAAGAAGGGACACCGACUGCCUUUUCUCACCCUGGGAAUUCCCAUAAUCCAAAAAAAGGCCUUGUGGAGAUGGUUGCUUGGACAGGGGAUGGCCCUGUUAUUGUAACAAACUUGUGGAUUAACCAGGUAAGUCUUCAGGGUGAACGGACAGGUUUUUCUAUGGUGACUGUAUAAUUUGUAAUCUCUAUCAGCCCACUUUUGAGAGUGAAGAGAGCUAAAUCUUUCUACCCGAAUAACAGAUGUAAACCGGGAUCGACCUGGGAACAUUGAGAUGUGGUGUCACCCUACGCAUGACCUAGCAGUUAGAGAGCUCCAUUGUAAACAUUUAUUUUAUAAAAUAUUCUAAGCCACUAACUAUGAGGGAAUAAGAACUAAUGUACAUGUUGAGCCCCUGCUUGUAUCAUACCUGCUGAUAUCCCGUUGGCCAAAGGAAGUCAUAUGGCCAAGCCUAAAAUCAAGAGGCAGGGAAAUAUACUCUGCUCACAGCGAAGCCAUGGCAAGGAUAAGGAUGCAAGAAGGGAAGAAGAAUCCUGGCCAGUAGUUCAAUCUACUGUACCUUCUGGUACCUGGAAUUUCAGAUUAGCUACCAAACUUAGAUGUAAAGGUAGUUGAAGCUGAAAGGUACCUCAGACCUGGUUCCUCAUUUUGCAUAAUCCAAAUCUGAAGGCCCGAGAGAGCUGAAAUGACUUGCCCAAGAUCAUAUAGAAACUAUGACUGUAUCCAGACUUAAAUCCAGGGUGUGAUUAUCGGCCAGUAUUCUUUCCACUGUAACCUUUGGCAUAAUCUUAUGGUUAUCAGGGUGGACGGGAGGGCACAGAUGAAGGAAGGUGGAGCAGAGUCAGAUUAUUUCAGUAUAAAGUACCUGAGUCUCUCUUCUUCUGGAGUUCUAGUCUAGCCCCUCAGCUCAUUUUUUCACUUGAAUUCAUAUAAAAUCUUUGAAAGGAUAGAAACUGAAUUUUAGUGGUAAGAAAGCUAGAAUCAUCUUCAGGCUUAUUCAAGCUAAUUUUUCCAUAUUCUGAAUUUCUUCUUGAAUUUUAGAAACUGAAUUAAGAAUAUAUUUAGCAUUAUUCCUGGGAAUAAGCAGUCCGUUUUCACUAUUAUUCAAAACUGGGCUAGUUCUCAAAGAUUGAAGUUAUUGGUCUAGCAUAGUUUAGUACAUAUGGAACAUUCUUUUUUAAGCUCAACACUCAUAUCCCUAUGUCACUCUUCUUAA
Messenger RNA from Ailuropoda melanoleuca (giant panda), 8921 nucleotides. RefSeq names its product synaptotagmin like 5 (gene SYTL5). The transcript has 20 exons. The record is from RefSeq and is a predicted model, not a curated record. Bases 5014 to 7278 code for a protein of 754 amino acids. Gene Ontology annotation, molecular function: phospholipid binding; neurexin family protein binding; small GTPase binding. Gene Ontology annotation, cellular component: exocytic vesicle; plasma membrane. Lineage: Eukaryota; Metazoa; Chordata; Mammalia; Carnivora; Ursidae. Gene Ontology annotation, biological process: exocytosis; intracellular protein transport.